AGAGACCCCCUUGCGAGACACUGCCGAGAGGGUACAGCAUGGCGUGGCAUGGCAUGGCGUAGCAUGCGUACGGAGGAUAAAAUGGGAUGACUGGCUGGAUAUGGGUGUCGAGAGGGAGGGAGGCUUGGAUGAAGACAGUUUGCUUGGUGAUUAUUAUUAAUGCGUCUGUCACCGUGGCCGCCACCGCCCUCGAUCUACCGACCCCUAACCCCCCCGCCAAUACCGACAGGCUGGUGCUGGCCGCGCCUCCCGUCGGGAAAGGCUAGAGAUGGUGGACCGUUAGGUUCCAGGGAGAAGAGGCCAAG
Messenger RNA from Aspergillus piperis CBS 112811, 305 nucleotides. RefSeq lists its product as uncharacterized. Lineage: Eukaryota; Fungi; Ascomycota; Eurotiomycetes; Eurotiales; Aspergillaceae. Bases 87 to 266 code for a protein of 59 amino acids. The transcript has a single exon. The record is from RefSeq and is a predicted model, not a curated record.